Molecule: messenger RNA, 3375 nt
Organism: Acanthosepion pharaonis
Lineage: Eukaryota; Metazoa; Mollusca; Cephalopoda; Sepiida; Sepiidae
Source: the annotation of a GenBank genome assembly
AUGGCCUCGAAUAAGAUACGUUCAAAAAAUGACACAUGGACUUCAGAAGAGUUGCGAAUGGCACUGAAGGAAGAAGAUGCAGCUGGAAGGAUACAUUACCACGAAAAAUUAUCUUCCAGGAAAAAAAUAAAAGACACUGACGUGGAAAAUAAAGGGAACAAAAAAAAACAAGAUAUAGCCAGCAGACGGAAACAAUUACGAGAAGAGGAAGAGGAAGAAGCUAGACAAUUGAAAGAAGCCAGGAAGGCCAAAAGAGCAGAACAGAAUGCGAAAUCUCACAUACUCACAGAUGAGGAAGAGCGAAGACAAAAAAGGCAGAGAGCAAAAGAAAAGGCUCUAGAGGAAAAUGCCGAAGAACGAAGACAAAGAAGGCAUGAAAGAAAAUUAAAGGAAGGGAACUUAAUAGACGAUAAGGAUGAAGAAGAACACAGACGAAGAAGACAUGAAAAGAAACUGAAAGAAGCAAAUCAAAUAGAAGACAAAGAGGAACAAAGGCAAAAAAGGCAUGAAAGAAAAAGCAAAGAUGACAAACUUAUUGAUGAUCACGAUGAGGAAGCACGUAGACAAAGAAGGCGAGAACAAAAAACAAAGGAAGACAGUCUACUUGAUGAAGAGAAACACAGACAAAGAAAGCAAGAACAGAAAACAAAAAGUAAUGCUCCUAACAAAGAUGAUGAAGAACGUAGGCAAAGACACCAUGAAAGAAAAAGGGAAGAUAAAGACACUGAGGGAGAUGUUGAGGAGCGUAGACGACAAAGGCGUGAAAGAAAAUUGAAGGAAAAAAACCAGGAAGAUGAAUACUGGUUAUUUUUGAUUGUUCAGGAUGAGAAUGAGCGAAGACGAAGACAACAUGAAAAGCGACAAAAAGAUGGAAAUGUUGCAGAUAAUUAUGAGGAAGAACGAAGACGAAGAAGGUAUGAAAGGAAAUUGAAGGAAGGAAAAAUAGCAGAGGAGGAUGAAGGAGAUCAUAAACAAAGAAGACAAAGAACAUUGAAAGAAGCCAACAUUGCAGAUGAUGAAGAAGAACACAGACAGAGGAAACAAGAACGAAAAAAAAAAGAAAAGAACCGGGAAUAUGGGGAUGUAGAAGAAAGGCAUCACAAAAAGGAACAACAACACAAAAAAGAAUCAGACAAGACAAUGCAUCAAAGUCAUAAAAUCAAGUCAGCAGGAGACAAAAACAUUGACAAUUUAAAGAAAAUAAAGAAGAGUAAACAUGAAGGGACAGAUUAUGAAAAUGACAAGAAAAGAGAAAAAUUGGCAAAAGGCGACAUAAAGCCAACACAAUUCACAGACAAUUUGGAAGCAGGAGUGAAUGACAAAUCCAGGGAUGAAGAAUCAACCAUUCAAGAUGAAUAUAACUAUGAUGAUGAUGAUUUUGAAGAUUACUCAGAGGAUUUUGAUGAUGACAGCUCAUCAGAAAAUACCAGCGACCAGAAAAAUGCUUGUCAUGAAGAUAUCAAGAACAUGGAACAUUCAUAUUUAAGUUCGGUUGACAGCAACAGAUGGGAUAGUGCUCGUGUUUCUUCUGCUGAGAAGUCUUUGUCAUCUGUGAAUGAAAGGCUUUCUCAUCAAGUAAUGGACUUUUCCCAUGCUAAGAUGCAAAAAAUGACCCAGAAGAGCAGAAGCAAAUUAAGGAGUAGAUGGGAUGAUCUAUGCAGUCUCAUUGCACUUGAUGUGGCUGUAGGACAAGAAAUUUUUGAAUUGGCCCCUAUCAGUGAAUAUGAACUAUACAUACGCAAUUUUGGAAAUGCUAAUUCUAAUCAGGUUUAUGUCCAAACUGGUGAUGACAAUAUUGACAGAGACAUUCAAACUGAAGAAAUAGAAUGUCUAGAUAAGUGGACACAACAUCCACCAAAUGGAGCAGCAGCUUGUGGAGGUAACAAUAUUCAGAACUUCAACCAAACUGAUUUUGCUGCCAAAUCUCAACUGCAUGACUCAGCAAGAUUAAACAAAUUUCUACUUGAAGCUGCACAGGUGAUGUCAAUAUUGUUGGAAGAAAAUCUCUCUUCUGAUACCCACAAUCUGACACAUGAAAAGUCUUCACAGUUGCCUUUCAGCAAGAGUUUUUUCACACUAUCAUCCUGUCCCCUCUUUCAAGAGCAUACAAUUGACUGCUGCUGUUUUGCAAAUUCAACACAUACAGAUAUUUUACUUACUGUCCAUAACCCUUCAGUGGUCACAAUAAAAGGGGAAAAUGGAAAGACAUCAUCAUCGUCAGGCAGCUACAUUGCACUCUGGGAUCUUCGGACACCAUCAAGACCUUAUAAGAUUUUGUUUUCUGAUUCAGCAAUUAGUUGUUGUUUUGGAUCUCUUAAAUCACAACUUGUGUUGGCUGGUUGUGUGGAUGGUGCAAUUGUUGUGUGGGAUCUCCGAGAAUCUGAAUCAUUGCACAAAUGUGUUAAUUUGGAUGACAUAGAGUAUUGUAUACGUUAUCCUGCAUACAAUACAGCUGGUGUUCUGUCUUUUAACUCUCACAGCAGCAUUAUCCAAACAAUUUGUGACAUUCCAUUACAAGUAGGAAGAGAAACAGAAACAUUAGUUCAAAAAGAAAGCUUCAAUACAGGAUUUUCAUGUCAGUUGCUCAGUAUGGAUCAGUCAGGUCUAGUUAAUUUAUGGGUCAUAGUUGAAUUGUCCUCUGGAGAUACAUCUGGUUCUACAGUGGAUCUUGGACUGUCCCCAGGAUCUCAAAUUAAAUUGGAGCACACAUCAUCCAUCAAUGUCCAUGCUGCAGUACGAGACUCAUUAUUUCCAACUUCUAUCAGCACCCAACAGCUGUGUCUUCUGCCCAAAGAUCCAAACCAGAUAUACAUUUCAACAGACACGGGUCAUGUAAUACAUAGUGUUCGACUUGGUUCCCAACCUUAUCCCAGAGUCCACAGUCCAAGAAAAGUGACUCUAUCGAGUGUGUUGAGCCAUGUUCUCAGUCUAGAUUUCUCACCCUUCAUGGCACCUUGUUUUUUGACAGGACACUCUGAUGGAAGUGUGAAUCUAUACCACACCAGUCUUGAAUGUCCUGUAGUGACAUGGUUACCUUCUCAGACUGGAUCCCAAAGUAUUGUGAGUGUCCGUUGGUCACACAGCCGCCCAACUGUCUUUUAUGCUUUGAGCGACCGAUCUACAGUUUUUGUAUAUGACUUACUGGAACAGGACAACAAUGCUAUCUGCACACAAACUUAUGAAGACAGGCUUACUUCCUUUAAUGUAAUCUGCAACUCUAAUGCCACUAACAGUACAGAAGAAAGAAAAUCCACAGAAAAAAUGGUUUUAUGUUUUGCUAAUGGUCGAAUUGAAGUGCACACCAUUUCCGAGGUCUUCUCUGAACGUCAGACUCUGGAGGUGGAAUUUCUGGAAAAUUAUUUGCACAGAAUGUAA